AUGAGUGGGCCUUAUGGCGGUGCUCUAUUUUCAGCCACCACCUAUGAUGCGAAUGACUCCAUGUUCCCCUUAGUCUUUGGAGUGAUGAGCUCGAAAAAUUAUGAAGAUUGGUUAUGGUUCUUGGAAAAACUGAAGAUAGUUGUGGGAAACAAGGAAAUUAUUAUUAUCUCAGAUAGACAUCCUGCUUUGCUUUGUAGUGUCCUUGAGGUGUUUGGCAUUGAAAACCAUGCUUAUUGCUACCGUCACCUGAAGGAGAAUUUUAGUAGUUUCUUGUCCAAGCAUAACACACGAGGGAACAAGGGUAAAGAAAAUGCAUUGCAAUUCCUAGAUAGCAUUGCGUAUGGAAGGUUAGAACAUGAUUAUAACGUUUCCAUGUUUGAACUAAAAAAAUACAACGAGGCUUUAGCCACAUGGGUUGAAGAAAAUGCGCCGCACCAUUGGACCAUGUCAAAAUUCCCAAAACAAAGAUGGGAUAAAAUGACCAGGAACCUUGCCAAGUCAUUUAAUGCUUGGUUACGGAUUGAAAGACAUCACUCUAUUUGUAACUUUUUAUUGGAGCACAUGUCCAAGUUAGCUUCUAUGCUUGUGAAGCAUCAAGAAAAGUCCAAGAAUUGGAAAGGGUGUAUAGGGCCAAAAAUUGAAGCUAAGGUGCAGGAAAAUAUUGCAAAGGGUGCGGUGUAUCCAGUCACACCGUUCAUGAAUGGAGUAUUUGGGGUAUGUAUUGGGAGAGCCUUGUUGAAUGUAGACAUUCUGAACCGUACAUGCACUUGUAGGGGUUGGCAAAUGUUGGGAAUCCCUUGUGAGCAUGCCAUAGCCGUCAUUAUUUCCAUUGGUCAAAAUGUUACUGAUUUCGUCGAUGAUUGCUACAAAUACCCAAUGCAAGAGUUGAUAUAUGGGGGCUCUUUUUCCGGCAUAAAGACCCAUGACAUGCCUACUGUGGAUGAUGAUGGUUUGGUUCAAUCUAUCACCGAGGAGGUAUUCUUCUCUCUAAAGCCUCCACAUACAAAGCGCGCUCCCAGAAGGCCAAGGAAGAAGCGCAUUGAGUCUCAAUUUCAAGAUAAACGAACUGUUUAUUGCUCUCGUUGUCAUAUGUCCGGCCACAAUAGAAAAACCUACAAAAAUCCUUUGCCCUAA
Messenger RNA from Vitis riparia (riverbank grape), 1134 nucleotides. RefSeq lists its product as uncharacterized. The transcript has a single exon. Bases 1 to 1134 code for a protein of 377 amino acids. The record is from RefSeq and is a predicted model, not a curated record. Gene Ontology annotation, molecular function: zinc ion binding. NCBI's taxonomy places the organism in Eukaryota, Viridiplantae, Streptophyta, Magnoliopsida, Vitales, Vitaceae.